AAAAUGUGACGAGGUGGAAUACAAGGUAGUAACCUGACUCCUCAUGUGCAUCCAGGGAGCUAGUCUGACUUGGAAAUCUGAGGAGCUUCAGGAUGUCUGCAUUGUCAUCAAGUAAGUGAUGAUCAGCCGAGCGAUGGAGGGACUCCUGCAUUACAUCAACCCAGCGCAUGCCAUCUCUCUGCUCAGCGCCCUCAACGAGGAGCGCCUCAAGGGGCAGCUAUGUGACGUGCUCCUGAUUGUUGGUGACCAGAAGUUUCGAGCUCAUAAGAAUGUCUUGGCCGCCAGCAGCGAGUACUUCCAGAGCUUAUUCACAAAUAAGGAAAAUGAGUCACAAACUGUCUUUCAGCUUGACUUCUGUGAACCAGAUGCUUUUGAUAAUGUUUUGAACUACAUUUAUUCUUCUUCCCUAUUUGUGGAGAAGGGCAGCCUGGCCGCAGUGCAGGAGCUGGGCUAUAGCCUUGGUAUCUCCUUCCUGACCAACAUUGUCUCCAAAGCCCCCCAGGCCCCCUUCCCAGUGUGUCCCAACAGAAAAAGAGUGUUGGUAAGUGAGGACGAUGAGACCAGCUCCCAGAAGAGGAGCGUCAUUGUGUGUCAGGGUAGAAGCGAAGCACAAGGGAAAGCCAGCAGUCAGAAUCUGCCCGACCUGAGCCAUGCCUCCCGGCCCGCGCCCUCCACUGCAAUCAAGACCAGUAGCAGCAGGCCACACAUCGCUAAAGCAGUGGAGCCCCUUCAUAGCCUGGCCCUCGCUGACAAGAACUGGCCCAAAGAGCCUGCGGCCGGGUAUACAAAGUCUCUUGAGCAUUCUGGAUCUUUGGAUGAUCCCAGUAGAAGCAGUUUGGUGAAGAGAAAUGCAGUAUUACCCUCCAAGCCUCCUUCAGACAGAGAUGCCGGGGACGAAAAGCCAGGUGCGAGCAGUCAGCUUCCGAAGGGAAGAGCUAUAGAGAUGGCUCUGAAAAGGCCACGGCCACCAGUUCUAUCUCUCCGCAGCUCCUCAGAGACUCCCUAUCUGUUGAAAGAAUCUAACAAAGGCAGUGGUCAAGGGGAGGACCGAAACCUGUUGUACUACUCCAAGCUGGGCCUCGUUAUCCCGUCCAGUGGGUCUGCUUCUGCAAACCAAAGCAUUGACAGAAGCGGCCCGCUGGUGAAGAGCCUCCUCAGACGGUCGCUGUCCAUGGAUAGCCAGGUUCCUGUGUACUCACCCGCCAUAGACCUGAAAUCGCCCCAGGAAUCGCCCCCCGUGUCAAACAACGCACCAGGGAAUGUGUUCUGUGCUUUAGCUCAAAAGUCAGCUUUAAAAGACUGUACUGAAAAACCAGCGCUAGAUGACAGGCCUCAAGUGCUGCAACCACAUCGCCUCAGGUCCUUCAGUGCUUCUCAGUCCACGGACAGGGAGGGCGCCUCCCCCGUGACCGUGACCCUGACUGAGGUGCGCAUCAAGACGGAGCCCAGCAGCCCACUGUCGGACCCGGCCGACAUCAUCAGGGUCACCGUGGGGGAUGGGGCGGCGGCCAGCAGAGAUCCCCCCGUGAAGACAGAGGAGGACCCCAAGGACAUGAGCAGACUGCCCGCAAAGAGGAGGUUCCAGGCAGACAGGAGGUCGCCCUUCAAGAAGGCCAGGGCGGAGGAGCCUGGGCCUGCCGUCUCAGGGGACAGCUGUGAGGAGAGCGCCAGCCCUCCUGCCCUUGAUGGCAAUUUCCCAGAUUCUGACUUAAACAAGGAGGAGUUUGGUGAGUUGGAGGGGACGAGACCAAAUAAAAAGUUUAAAUGCAAACAUUGCCUUAAGAUCUUUAGAUCAGCUGCGGGUCUUCACCGCCACGCUAACAUGUACCAUAAUCCCGAGAAGCCCUACGCCUGUGACAUCUGUCACAAGCGCUUUCACACCAACUUCAAAGUGUGGACACACUGUCAGACCCAGCACGGCGUAGUGAAGAACCCGUCGCCAGCCUCUAGCUCCCAUGCAGUGUUGGAUGAGAAAUUCCAAAGAAAGCUGAUUGACAUAGUGAGAGAGAGGGAGAUUAAGAAGGCCCUGAUCAUUAAGCUGAGGCGCAGCAAGCCUGGCUUCCAGGGCCCAGGUAGCUGCCCAGCACAGCAAGUCAUCAAGAGGAACUUGCGCUCCCGAGCCAAAGGGGCGUACGUUUGUUCUUACUGUGGAAAGGCCUACCGCUUUCUCUCUCAGUUUAAGCAGCACAUAAAAAUGCACCCGGGAGAAAGACCCCUCGGAGUAAAUAAAGUUGCUAAGCCAAAAGAGCGUGUUCCUCUGACAGGUGCGGUAGAGAGCAAGGAGGUUUACCCGUGCCGCCUCUGUAAUGCUAAGCUCUCUUCUCUUCUAGAGCAAGGCAGCCACGAGCGCUUGUGCCGGAACACCACCGUUUGCCCUUACUGCAGCCUCAGGUUCUUCUCGCCCGCGCUGAAGCAGGAGCACGAGGACAGGUGUGAGUACAAGAAGCUGACCUGCCUGGAGUGCAUGCGGACCUUCAAGUCGUCCUUCAGCAUCUGGCGGCACCAGGUGGAAGUGCACAACCAGAACAGCAUGGCCCCCGCCGAGAACGUCUCCCUGCCCACUCUGGACCACAAUGGCGAAGUGCCCGCCGGGCCCCGGGCCCCGCCCCCGCCCGAGCCUAACAAGGUAAACCACGUUGCCACACCAAAAGAGGACACUGCGUUCAGUGACUCUUCAGAGCAAGUGAACUUCGAUUCCGAGGAUUCCACUUGUCUCCCUGAAGACCUGAGUCUGUCGAAGCAGCUGAAAAUCCACGUCAAAGAGGAGCCCGUGGAGGAGGCGGAAGAGGACGCGCCCGAGGCCAGCUCAGCGCCCAAGGAGGCGGGCCCCAGCAAGGAGGCGGGCCUGUGGCCCUGCGAGAAGUGUGGGAAGAUGUUCUCGGCCCACCGGCAGCUGGAGCGGCACCAGGAGCUGCUGUGCUCGGUGAAGCCCUUCAUCUGCCACGUGUGCCACAAGGCUUUCCGGACCAACUUCCGCCUCUGGAGUCACUUCCAGUCCCACGCGUCCCAGGCCACAGAGGAGCCCGUGCGGAAGGAGGCCGAAGCACGCCCCGGGCCCACAGACUCUCCCUCACCACCACCCCUGCCUCCCCCACCUCCUUUGCCCAAGAUCCAGCCCCUGGAGCCCGAUAGCCCCACAGGCCUGCCAGAGAACCCCAUCCCGACCACGGAGAAGCUGUUUACCCCACAGGAGUCGGACACGCUCUUUUACCACGCCCCGCCCCUCUCAGCAAUCACAUUUAAAAGGCAGUUCAUGUGCAAGCUCUGCCACAGGACGUUCAAGACCGCCUUCAGCCUUUGGAGUCACGAGCAGACCCACAACUGACGGGCCCACACUCCUCGCCGGGGGAGGCCCCAGCUUACUGACAGUGUCCCAAGACGCUACGGAAUUUUUUAUAAGAGAGUAAUAAAGGUUGGGAAAUUGUUAUGCUUGAAUUUAGGUUCGAGAUAAACUGAUAGUGGUUAGAAAUGUCCCCACUAGGCUUUAGGAAUAAACGUGGGAAUAUUGCAGUUUGACCCUCACAGCGACAGGGGCUUGAUUUCGUGACUGUUGAACUUGAACUGAGCAUCACGGGUUCCAGGGUGGCAGUGUGAUCCUUUCAUUGGGGCUUUUGCUGUGGAACUAUUCCUUCUUUGGAUUAUUCCACACACCUAAGUUCCAGCAAAUCUUCGCCAUGUUCUUAAGGCCAAAAAACGCACCAGGACAAAAUAGAGUCGUUUGCAGUAUUGACUUACAUCCUAGACUACCUUAGCAAUAAAAAGAUAAACCUCAACUCUUAACAAGUUAUCCUGACACUUGAUAAAGACAAAUACUUGGUAUUUUGUGGUCACGUAGAACUUUGUUUUUGUAUGAAAAUGGUGAGAUUUAAAUGAGCAAUAGUCACACUUAGAUUUUUAUAAAAUAACUUGCUCUCAGUCAGUAUAACAAUGAUGGGCCCAGCGUAAGACCACAGCUUAGGUGAUUUGCGCGCAUCCUCUCAGUCAGUUUACAGGAGGGUCAGUAGUGACUGGCGCCGCUACUACCACACAGUGGUAGGUGAGUGCAUCCAGAGCUGAAGGCCUGCAGCUGUUUGAUCUCGGUGUUAUGCUGUCACAACUUGAAAACCUGAGGGUGAUUGGGACAGAACACCGUGCUAGCAGAGGGCACUCCUUUGAACUUGAGAUUCGUGUGACAGGCGAGGUUGAGGUAGACCACACACACACACAGAGGCAGGAUACCUAGUCAGGUUCCAGAGCACCACUUCCUGCCAGAGACCAGGGAGCAGAGCAGAGUGGGAAGAAGGGCUCUAGCAGCUUUGGCCUACUUUCCCGGGAUGGCUCACACCAUAGACCCUGCAGAUACCCAUAUUGGUAUAUACGAUUUCACUGCCCCUCUGUCCUUUUGAAGACUUCUGUUAGGGUGCAUUAAAGUCUGUCAAUGGAGUGAGACUGCUGAAUCACUGCUUGCUGCUCGGAAAUACGUGGUAAAGUACUAUGAAGGGUCCCAAACUAGUUUUUGCUAAUUAUUUGGGUAUAUAGUAUUUGGUAUAUAGUAUUUUCUUCCUUUUCUAGAAAUUGUAAUGAAAAGCCUUUCAAUAGGCGUUACCUAGAAUUCCCUGGAGUGUUUUCAAAAGGUAAAACUUUAUUUCACUUGUGAGGAAAAAGUUGACAUUAAAAAGUUACUGAAACUACAAAGCCUUUUAAGAUGUGAGAGAUUUCAGUCUGAGUUUUUGCAUUUUUCUUUUGCAAGCUGUUAUUUCAUGUUUUAAAAGUCAGCUACUGUGACUGAGGAUUUUUAAGUUUGCACUCAGCAGAAAAGCCCAUUGUUUUCUAUACCAACACCUUACACCAGUGGAGGAAAGGCUUUGUUUAUAUUGAGACACAAGCAUCUUAGUAAAAACACUGACUGGCCUUAUACGGUAUAGAAAUAUAUGAAAUAUAUGAAAUUUUGCUCACUUGAAAAACUAAGAAUUCUCCCUCCCAAUACUUGAGUGGUUUUUAUUUCUGUCUGUGAAUGCGACAGAAACAGGAAGAUGAAAUUAAGUUGCAGCUACUGAUCUGCCUGUUCAUAUUUUCUUAGAGUGUGCAUUUUAGAGAUGAAACAGAAGUAUAUGCCUUUAGACGAAAGGGCCAUCAGACCGGACCCCUGUAUACUGCCCACUCCCAUUCCACAGCUCACCCAAUAGCUCACCAACACCUGUGCUCGUCACGUGUAGAAAGCCAGUGCCCCUCGUAGUGCCACCUGCAUGGCUGUGGAGUAGCUGACAAAUUCACAUACAUAACAUCUCGGAACUCGAACCUUUAUGCUACAGUUUGGAAGAUUUUUGAAAUCAUAUUGCUAAUCAGUAAAAAAAAAACUAUUUUUGAUUUAGAAAGCUCUGCAUAUCUGUUAGAGUUUAAAAUUUACCAGUGUUUUGUCUUGUUCACUGUUUUUGUCUAGGCAAGAAAUAAGAUUUCAAAUAAAACUUUGAACCAAAAACAUUUAUAAUGCAGUUCUGGUUUUUCUAUUGCUUUUUAUACUGUACCUUAUAAGCAUUAGGUUGAGAGAGUUUAUUUUGGUGGUCAAAAAAAAAUAUGCUUCCACUCAUGUAACUAUUUUAAAUGUUAAGAAGUAAAAUAAUGAAAGACAUUUAUUGCUUUAUUUAGUAAACAGUUUUUUAAAAGAGUGUUUAUCUCAGCCAGUGGGCGACUAUUUAGUGUAAAAUAAGUUGGUCUUACAUUGUUGCCAAUCUUUAGAUAGUAAAAAUAUUCUUGUAAAUGUUUUUCUGAGUGUAAUUAAUUUUUGCAAAUGUAGAAAACUCAUUCCUUGUAAGUAUUCAGGAUGCCUGCUUUUUUAUGCAGUUAUGGAAAGAAUGUAAAAUGUUUAAUAUAUUCUUUGUUAAUCUGAGAACUAGUUAUUAAAUCGUUUUCUUUUGGGGAGGAGGGGAAAGGGAGUAACAUAAAACUUUUUUUACCAGUAAGCAAUGGAUGUAACAAAUACUGUGUUUUAAUAGUAGUAUCUCAAGAUUGAUAGAAUAUUUAGCUUUAAAACUUGGUAUGCAUUUGUAAAACUCAUUGACAGUGUGUUAUUUGCGUUUGAGGGGAGAUUUUUUUUUUCUUGGUCUCUGUUUGGAGAAGUGUCAUUUAUAGCCUUCUCUUUGUAAAGAUCUGCCCAGCCCGUACCUGGUGGUCUGAAUCCACCUGCAGCCCCUGUGGGCGCUACUGAGAAUAGCCCCUGUGAGGUAAGAGGGGGCCAGGCCUCCCAGUGGCCUGCACAGUCAGGGAAAGGAGGUAUCCAGUCCACGGACCUGAAACUGGUCUUUCUUCUCUCCAGUUGGGGUGCUAUGCAAAUGCACACAUGUACAACUAUAAUCUGGAGCCUUGAGAAGUGAAAUACUUACAUUUUCUCGUACACAACUAAUUGUCAUUCCUAACAGAUUUCUUCGUAAAUUUCAUCUAGUUAACUUAGAAUAUUACGUCCAUUUGCCAAUUUCUGAUGGCUCAUUGAGGUUUUUUGCAAUAAUUGUGCAAUGCAUUAUUGAUUUUUAAAUAAUGCUAGUCCACAUUUUUCAUACAUGUUCUUUAACACUGACUACUUAAACUUUUUUAAGUUUUAUGAAUAGAUUUUCAGCUGGGUGGUGGUUUACACUUGGAAUCCCAGCUACUUGGGAGACUGGUAGCUUGAGUCCAGGAACUAGCCUGCAACACAAUGAGACCCUGUCUCAAAAAAGAGAGAGAAAGAAAAAGGAUUUUCUUCUUGUGGCUUUAGCACUUUAAAAAGUUCAAAGUUUGCAUAAUUUUUUUAAUGUGUUCCUCUAGAGUGAAUCUGUGAGUUUCCCAGCUGGGGGAAAUCCUGCUGUAGUUUUCUCUAUGAGGAAAUAAAGUCAGUUAGGCUCUGGAGAAUAGUUAGUGUGAGGUGUUUUAAGUUUUCCUUUAGAGGCAGAGGAUUUUACUGUAAAUCUUUGAAAUAAUUACAUUCAGUGCUCUUUAGUUAUUUGUUAAUGCUCUCUGGAUUUCCUCAGUAUUUUUGAUUGAUACUAAUUCUCAAAAGGUGAUAAUUUGUUACUGGCAUCAAUCCAAAGCUAUCUCUUGUUUUUUACUGACUGCUUAUUGUUUAAACCAGUGAGUGGCAGUGAUUGUGUACAAGUUUUGUUGUCAGUUGCCUUUACCAAGUAAAGCAUUUUUUUAGGAAUAAGGUUUUUUUGCUCAGAAAAUUCAUAGUAAAAUAGAAUACCUAAUGUUAAUCCAUUGCUUACUUGUAUUCAGUUCUAUUGUCUGUUUACUUUGCUUACAUCUUGACUAAGAAUGAUUGGAGACAAUAAAUUUGUACUGUAUUUUG
Molecule: messenger RNA, 7297 nt
Organism: Dipodomys spectabilis (banner-tailed kangaroo rat)
Lineage: Eukaryota; Metazoa; Chordata; Mammalia; Rodentia; Heteromyidae
Gene: Zbtb21
Product: zinc finger and BTB domain containing 21
Exons: 2
Coding region: 119-3325 (1068 amino acids)
Biological process (GO): negative regulation of DNA-templated transcription; regulation of transcription by RNA polymerase II
Cellular component (GO): nucleus
Molecular function (GO): DNA-binding transcription factor activity, RNA polymerase II-specific; protein binding; RNA polymerase II cis-regulatory region sequence-specific DNA binding
Source: RefSeq, a predicted model, not a curated record